CUUGAAGAAGGGAUUUUGAGGCCAGGAACCAGUUUGGUUUUGCUGGAAGCACAGGCAGCUACAGGAUUCAUUGUUGAUCCCAUCAACAACCUCAAACUGUCAGUGGAUGAGGCAGUGGAACAGAAAGUAGUGGGAUGGGAUUACAAAGACAAACUCCUUUCAGCAGAGCGAGCCGUCACUGGGUACACAAAUCCAUACUCUAAAGAAACAAUCUCACUGUUCCAGGCCAUGAAGAAGGAACUCAUCUUGAAAGAUCAUGGCAUCCGGCUCUUGGAAGCUCAAAUCGCUACUGGUGGCAUCAUUGACCCGGAGGCCAGCCAUCGUCUUCCAGUGGAAGUGGCCUAUAGCCGAGGACUGUUUGAUGAGGAGAUGAACCAAAUAUUGUCCGACCCCAAUGAUGACACUAAAGGUUUCUUUGAUCCAAACACUCAGGAGAACCUCACGUAUUUAGACCUCAAGAAUCGCUGCAUCACUGAACCAGAGACUGGACUGUGUUUGCUGCCAAUUAAAGACAAGAACUCAAAAACAACGACACUCAUUGUCAGCAGUGAAACCGUGCAGACUGACAGUCAAGGAAAAAAUAAAUCCAAUAAUGGUGUAGAUCUUAAGAUGGAGAAAUCUGAAGUGGUAUCAAGUGGGGUCCCACGUAUUGUCCAGGAAAGUGAAAUGUUGGACACGUUCACAAAGUCAACGGUUACGAUCAAGAGUGGAAAAUUUGCCAACAGAAAAAUGUCUAUACUGGAAAUAUUUGAGACUGAUCUGGUUGACAAAGAAAGGAAAGAGAAAUUAAUAAAUGAUUAUAAAACUGGAAAGAUUUCUCAGGAGAUUUUGCUCAUCAUGAUAAUUGAAAUAAUUGAGACAGAGAGAAUGAGUGAAAAAAUGAAAAACAUGAAAUUUAAAGGCUUACGAAAGCAGGUGACAUUGGAUGAGCUGUUCAAGUCAAAAAUUGUGGACAUGAAAACCGUCCAACAACUGGAUGAUGGUGAGAAAACUCAGGAUGAAGUGGGAAGUUCUAUACUAAACUAUCUAGAAGGAUCAACUGCUAUUGCUGGACUAUACAUUGAAGCAACCAAAGAAAAAAUGUCCAUAUACAAUGCCUUGAAGAAGGGUUAUUUGAGGCCAGGAACCAGCUUGGUUUUGCUAGAAGCGCAGGCAGCUACAGGGUUCAUUGUUGAUCCCAUCAACAACUUGAAACUGUCAGUGGAUGAAGCGGUGGAACAGAAAGUAGUGGGGGAAUACAAAGACAAACUCCUUUCAGCAGAGCGAGCUGUCACUGGGUACACUGAUCCGUACUCUAAAGAAACACUUUCACUCUUCCAGGCCAUGAAAAAGGAACUCAUCUUAAAAGACCAUGGGAUCCGCCUCCUGGAAGCUCAAAUCGCCACAGGCGGCAUCAUCGACCCGCAAGCCAGCCAUCGUCUUCCGGUGGAAGUGGCCUACAGCAGAGGACUGUUUGAUGAGGAAAUGAACCAAAUAUUGGCUGACCCCAGUGAUGACACCAAGGGCUUUUUUGAUCCAAACACUGAAGAGAACCUCACAUAUUUAGAUCUCAAGCAGCGCUGCAUCACUGACCCUGACACAGGUCUAUGCCUGCUAUCUCUGAAGGAAAAACGAACCAAGUUUGGGAACGUCAGUUCAGGUGAUGUUCCAACAAUAGUUGAAUCAAAGACUGUUCAGAGUGCUCAGAUUGGAACAUCGUCCCAAACUACAACAAUUACAACGACCACUACGACCACACUUACAGAAGUAGAAAUUUGGAACAAACUUCAAAAUAAAUAUAUUGAAAUAUCCUUUGGGAAGUUCUCUGGAAAGAAGCUGUCACUAAAAGAGUUAUUUGAAACAGAUCUCAUUGAUGAAGCAACGAAAAAGCAACUACUAGACGACUUCAGAUCUGGCAAAAUUUCAUUUGAAAAACUAAUUAUCACAAUUACUGAAAUAAUUGAACGACAGAGGCAAAGUCAAAAGGGUAGAAGCAUUUCAUUUAAGGGGCUGCGAAAGCCAGUGUCUGUAGAAGAACUGGUCAAAUCAAAACUCUUGGACAGUAAAACGGUAGAGCAGUUGAUGCAAGGCCUAAAAUCAGAGGAAGAAGUUAGGCGUUCGAUACAAAACUACCUUGGCGGAUCAACUGCUAUUGCCGGAGUUUACAUUGAAGCAACAAAGGAAAAAAUGUCCAUAUACAAUGCCUUGAAGAAGGGAUUUUUGAGGCCAGGAACCAGUUUGGUUUUGCUGGAAGCACAGGCAGCUACAGGAUUCAUUGUUGAUCCCAUCAACAACCUCAAACUGUCAGUGGAUGAGGCAGUGGAACAGAAAGUAGUGGGAUGGGAUUACAAAGACAAACUCCUUUCAGCAGAGCGAGCCGUCACUGGGUACACAGAUCCAUACUCUAAAGAAACAAUCUCACUGUUCCAGGCCAUGAAGAAGGAACUCAUCUUGAAAGAUCAUGGCAUCCGGCUCUUGGAAGCUCAAAUCGCUACUGGUGGCAUCAUUGACCCGCAGGCCAGCCAUCGUCUUCCAGUGGAAGUGGCCUACAGCCGAGGACUGUUUGAUGAGGAGAUGAACCAAAUAUUGUCCGACCCCAAUGAUGACACUAAAGGUUUCUUUGAUCCAAACACUCAGGAGAACCUCACGUAUUUAGACCUCAAGAAUCGCUGCAUCACCGAACCAGAGACUGGACUGUGUUUGCUGCCAAUUAAAGACAAGAACUCAAAAACAACGACACUCAUUGUAAGCAGUGAAACCGUGCAGACUGACAGUCAAGGAAAAAAUAAAUCCAAUAAUGGUGUAGAUCUUAAGAUGGAGAAAUCUGAAGUGGUAUCAAGUGGGGUCCCACGUAUUGUCCAGGAAAGUGAAAUGUUGGACACGUUCACAAAGUCAACGGUUACGAUCAAGAGUGGAAAAUUUGCCAACAGAAAAAUGUCUAUACUGGAAAUAUUUGAGACUGAUCUGGUUGACAAAGAAAGGAAAGAGAAAUUAAUAAAUGAUUAUAAAACUGGAAAGAUUUCUCAGGAGAUUUUGCUCAUCAUGAUAAUUGAAAUAAUUGAGACAGAGAGAAUGAGUGAAAAAAUGAAAAACAUGAAAUUUAAAGGAUUACGAAAGCAGGUGACAUUGGAUGAGCUGUUCAAGUCAAAAAUUGUGGACAUGAAAACCGUCCAACAACUGGAUGAUGGUGAGAAAACUCAGGAUGAAGUGGGAAGUUCUAUACUAAACUAUCUAGAAGGAUCAACUGCUAUAGCUGGACUAUACAUUGAAGCAACCAAAGAAAAAAUGUCCAUAUACAAUGCCUUGAAGAAGGGUUAUUUGAGGCCAGGAACCAGCUUGGUUUUGCUAGAAGCGCAGGCAGCUACAGGGUUCAUUGUUGAUCCCAUCAACAACUUGAAACUGUCAGUGGAUGAAGCGGUGGAACAGAAAGUAGUGGGAUGGGAAUACAAAGACAAACUCCUUUCAGCAGAGCGAGCUGUCACUGGGUACACUGAUCCGUACUCUAAAGAAACACUUUCACUCUUCCAGGCCAUGAAAAAGGAACUCAUCUUAAAAGACCAUGGGAUCCGCCUCCUGGAAGCUCAAAUCGCCACAGGCGGCAUCAUCGACCCGCAAGCCAGCCAUCGUCUUCCGGUGGAAGUGGCCUACAGCAGAGGACUGUUUGAUGAGGAAAUGAACCAAAUAUUGGCCGACCCCAGUGAUGACACCAAGGGCUUUUUUGAUCCAAACACUGAAGAGAACCUCACAUAUUUAGAUCUCAAGCAGCGCUGCAUCACUGACCCUGACACAGGUCUAUGCCUGCUAUCUCUGAAGGAAAAACGAACCAAGUUUGGGAACGUCAGUUCAGGUGAUGUUCCAAAAAUAGUUGAAUCAAAGACUGUUCAGAGUGCUCAGAUUGGAACAUCGUCCCAAACUACAACAAUUACAACGACCACUACGACCACACUUACAGAAGUAGAAAUUUGGAACAAACUUCAAAAUAAAUAUAUUGAAAUAUCCUUUGGGAAGUUCUCUGGAAAGAAGCUGUCACUAAAAGAGUUAUUUGAAACAGAUCUCAUUGAUGAAGCAACGAAAAAGCAACUACUAGACGACUUCAGAUCUGGCAAAAUUUCAUUUGAAAAACUAAUUAUCACAAUUACUGAAAUAAUUGAACGACAGAGGCAAAGUCAAAAGGGUAGAAGCAUUUCAUUUAAGGGGCUGCGAAAGCCAGUGUCUGUAGAAGAACUGGUCAAAUCAAAACUCUUGGACAGUAAAACGGUAGAGCAGUUGAUGCAAGGCCUAAAAUCAGAGGAAGAAGUUAGGCGUUCGAUACAAAACUACCUUGGCGGAUCAACUGCUAUUGCCGGAGUUUACAUUGAAGCAACAAAGGAAAAAAUGUCCAUAUACAAUGCCUUGAAGAAGGGAUUUUUGAGGCCAGGAACCAGUUUGGUUUUGCUGGAAGCACAGGCAGCUACAGGAUUCAUUGUUGAUCCCAUCAACAACCUCAAACUGUCAGUGGAUGAGGCAGUGGAACAGAAAGUAGUGGGGUGGGAUUACAAAGACAAACUCCUUUCAGCAGAGCGAGCCGUCACUGGGUACAAUGAUCCGUACUCUAAGGAAACAAUAUCACUCUUCCAAGCUAUGAAGAAGGGCCUCAUCUUGAAAGACCAUGGCAUCCGCCUACUGGAAGCUCAAAUCGCCACGGGCGGCAUCAUCGACCCAGAGGCCAGCCACCGUCUUCCAGUGGAAGUGGCCUACAGCAGAGGACUGUUUGAUGAAGAGAUGAACCAAAUAUUGACUGACCCCAGUGAUGACACAAAGGGUUUCUUUGACCCAAACACUGAAGAAAACCUCACAUAUUUAGAUCUUAAGCGGCGCUGCAUCACCGACCCUGACACAGGUCUAUGCUUGCUUCCUAUUAAAGAGUUUAAUGGUGUUAACCCCAAAGAUUCGAAAACAUCUAAAGAAAUGAUCAUCCAGAAGACAGAAACUGUGGAAAAAUAUGCUGGUGGCUCUUCCUCGGAGAAUGAUCCAUUUUUGGUGGAGUCUUCCGUAAGUUCAAAUGAGGAAAGAUUCAUCAUCAUAGAAUCUCAGGUGCUAGAUAUACUUUACAAUGAAAAAAUAAACAUGACUUUUGGUAGAUUUGCCGGUAAAAAUGUUUCUCUGAAAGACAUAUUUGACAGUGAUUUUAUAGACGCAGAAAUGAGAGAGAAACUCAUUGAUGAUUACAAAUCUGGUAAAAUAUCACUUGCGGAUGUGAUUGCUACUGUGACUAAGAUUAUUGAAGCCAAGGAACGGGCCGAGGCGAAGAAGAACCUUUGGUGCCGAGGUUUCCGCCGUCAAGUUAGCGUCGCACAACUUGUCGAGUCGCAGGUAUUAGAGGACGAAGUUGCAAAUCAGUUGGCCGAUGGACGAACGUCUAUCCAAGAAGUUACCCGUCUGGUAAAGAGGUACCUUGAAGGCACUAGCAGCAUUGCAGGCCUUUACCUGGAGGAGACCAAAGAGAAGGUGUCGGUCAGUGACGCGAUCCAAAGAAGAAUGCUCAAGCCGGAGAGCGGCAUGGCCUUACUGGAAGCACAGGCGGCGACCGGGUUCAUUAUCAACCCUGUAAGCAAUGAAAAGCUCACGGUCCACGAGGCUGUCGAAAAAGGUGUUGUCACAAAGGAAUCCCGUGAUCAGCUUUUCGCAGCGGAGUGUGCCGUCACCGGUUACAAGGACCCCCACUCGGGGGGCGUCCUGUCACUAUUCCAAGCCGUGAAGAAAGGCGUUGUGUCAAAAGACCACGGAAUUCAUCUGCUGGAGGCUCAGAUCGCCACAGGUGGCAUCAUCGAUCCACAGGCCAGCCAUCGCCUCCCAAUGAAUGUUGCCUACAGCCGAGGGCUGUUUGACGAGGAGAUGAACACAACCUUGGUUGAAGGAAAAGAAUUCACCAAGGGUUUCUUUGAUCCAAACACUGGAGAGAAGGUCACUUACCUGGACUUAAUGAAACGCUGCAUCACAGACCCCGACACGGGGCUUUACCUCUUUGUGCUGAGACAGCGCAAGCAAACGUCCACGGUCGUACAGAAACGCAAAAUCAUUAUUGAUCCCGACGUCGGCAAGGAGAUGAGUGUCUACGAGGCGUAUCAGAAAGGCCUCCUGGGCAAAGAGCUGUACCUCAAGCUUUCGGCAGACGAAUGUGCAUGGGAGGAGAGUAAGGUGACACUUCCAGACGGCACCACUUACUCUACGUUGGUCGACAAGAAAUCGGGGAAAUGCUAUGACGUUUCGAAAGCACUGGCCGAGGAUAAAAUCAAGGGCGAGUUGGUGGAGAGGUACAACUCUGGCGCGAUUUCAAUCUUCGAAUUCGCGGACAAACUCUCUGCUGCGUUAAAUUCUCAGUAGGAUUUGUUCAAAGUGGCCCAUGGGGGACCGAGAAAACAAAACCAAUACAAAGAUGCAAACAACAAAGUCGCGAUGGCAUUCAGCGGUUAUGACACAGCCAGUGAAUGGGAGGACACUUUCCCCACUUUCUGUCAAAUUUAGCGUUUGCACUCCACGGAGACAAAUUAUUUGGUCCACUCAUGGUACACAUUGUGUAUGUAUAAACGUUAAGUAGAAGACUAAAAACAUUUAGAACUUGAGGCCGGUAUUGCCCUGUGGGUAAAACGAUUCAACCUAAGGGCUAUUUUUUUAUGGUGAAGAGGCCAGGGGUCCAUAUUUGAAAUUUGGGAUUUUUGGAUUUACUGUAUCUGGUUAUAAGCAUCUACUGGUAGAUUUUUUUUAAGCCAUUCUAUAACAUUAGAAUGUACCGUAUCACUUGCUCAUUCAAAUGGUUUAUAAGCAAUAGAUGAUAAGUAUGCUUACUUAGAUUUUAGAAUGUUUUCAAUAAGCUGUCAAUUUUAAAUUUAGGCUGUAAUGUUUUUACGUCACAUUCGUGUUUUAUUGUGUGGCUUCAGAUGUAUUUUAAAUGUACUGUUUAUAAACAGUAGAGCAGAAAGCCGCAGAAGUUGUAUUGCUACUCGCACCUGGUGUCAGGAUUUAGGGUUUAGAUGUAAUGCUCUAUUUUAUCUUUCCACGUGGGUCUAUGUUUCGUAUAUUUUUCAAAAAGUGGAUUUUAAUAAAGGAUUAAAAAAAA
Molecule: messenger RNA, 7075 nt
Organism: Petromyzon marinus (sea lamprey)
Lineage: Eukaryota; Metazoa; Chordata; Hyperoartia; Petromyzontiformes; Petromyzontidae
Source: RefSeq, a predicted model, not a curated record